Messenger RNA from Penicillium vulpinum, 114 nucleotides. RefSeq lists its product as uncharacterized. NCBI's taxonomy places the organism in Eukaryota, Fungi, Ascomycota, Eurotiomycetes, Eurotiales, Aspergillaceae. The transcript has 2 exons. The record is from RefSeq and is a predicted model, not a curated record. The coding region runs from base 1 to 114 and encodes 37 amino acids.
AUGGACGUCGACACAGGAAAUGUGGGGGACAACAACCCGCAACCUUCUCCUCCCGAUAUAUCGAUUGAUCCCAACGAAAUCCCGUCCUUGAACAAUCCGAUUUAUUUCGCCUAA